AUGACAGAUAAGGAAAAAGACAUAAAGAAAGCAAAAACAAAAUUUCUUCAUGACAAUGCGAAAAUGAGUGAUAGACUUAAUUCCUUUGAUAACCUUUGCCGAUUAUUAAGUAAGAAAGAAUUAGAAGAAUGGAUAAGUGAGUAUCAAGAAAAUUUUAAUAGAUUUUGUGAAGAAGUAAAUAGGAUGUUAGAAGGAAUGUUAAAAAGUUCUAAGAUGAUUGAAGAUGCGGUUGUGAAUAAAAUUCUUGGUGUUAUUAAUUGGGGAUUAAUUUUAAAUGAAAAAACGAAAAUAUUAGAGAAGAAAAAUUAUCAACAAUUUAUUAAAGAUUGUUUAUGCAUUGAAACAGAAAAAAGUAUUAGAGAAGAGACUUUUAAAAUUGUAUUAAAUUGGAUUAAGUUAAAAGGAUCAACUAAUCAAGAGGAAGUUAAAAUACUUAUUGGUGCAUUAAAUAUUAAUAGCUUUAUGGAAACUACAAUAACUCUUAGUACAUCUAAACCAUUAGCAAUUGGAAUAUCAUCAAGUUUUACUCCAUUAAAUAAUGGACCUAUAUUACCAACUGGUCCAAUAUUAAUGUAUGAAACACAACAUUUUAUUAUUUCUAAUAAUUCAAUGACAAAUAAAACAAUAGAGUCAUUAACUUUUAUAAAUUAUGUAAUGAAAGAAGUAAUAAAUGAAAAAGGAAAACGAGGAAAAGGAUUAAUAUCAUUAUUUAUAGCUUUAAUGAAAUUACUUUAUUCAAAUCAAAAUACAGAGUUCAAAGAAUUUCAAACAGAAAAUGAAUUAAAAGGAUAUAGUGGAAUUCAAAAAAUUUCUGAAAAAAUACAUUCAAUUGUUAUUAAUUCAUUAAAAGAAAUUAAUGAAGAAGAAGUAAUUGAAUUACUAAAUGAAAUACCAGGAUUUAUUGAGUUAUUAAAAGUAAUUUAUUCUAUUUCAAUGAGAGAAAAAAUAACAAUAGUUAAAGAUAGUAUUGAGUGGUAUUUUAGAGUGUUUAUAUGUCAAACAAAAAUAGAGGGAAUUAUUAAUUCAAUUGAAUAUAAUGAUUUUAGAAAAUUAAUAAUUGAAGGAAUAAAAACGAGAAUUGAUAUCAUUCAAAAUAAUGAAGAAGAAUUAAUGCUUAUAAAUUGUUUACAUAAUAUAGUAUUAAACAUUUAUUCUUCAAAUAUUAAUGCAAUGAUUCAAAGAACAUUGGUUGAUACAAUAAAAUUAUUUACUAUUGGUAAAUUAGAACGUUUACAAAAUUGUUCAAUUGAUAAAAAACGAAGUACAAGAAUAAUGAUUCAAAUUUUAUUGUAUUGUUGGUUAUGCUAUAAUAGUAAAAAUGAAAAAGAAUGGAAAAUAUUACAAAGUAUAAUUAAAGAAUAUUAUAAUAUUCCUGGAGUAGUUGAUGGUAUUUCUGAUAUUAUUGGACAUAUUUUAUUCUUUCUUUUAUUAGUUUAUUAUAAAUUUGAACCUAAUCAACUUGUUAUUUCUGAACAAGCAAUAAUAUCACCUGUAGUUGAAAUUCCUACUAAACAACCAAUAGAUAAACAUACAUCAAUACCAAUACAAUAUGAAUAUCUUUAUUCAAAUCUUGAAGUACCAAAGUCUAUUCCAUUUCUUUAUAGUUUAACUAAUAAAUGGAAUCAAAUGGAUUUUAUUUAUUUUUAUCAAUUAAUGAUUAAAUUUUUCACUCAAAUACAUGUAAAUGAAUUUCCACUUUGUGUAAUAAGAAAUAUUCAUAUUAUUAUAAUUACUUCGUUACUUAUUUUGAUUCAAUAUGAAAAUAUUUCUCAAUAUAAUUCUUCAUCAAAUGAACUUAAUUUAAAAAUGAUUUAUACUGACUAUUUAUUGUCUUCUUUAAAAAGUAAUGAUUCUUUAAUUAUUAAUUUAACUAUUAAAGCAUUUUAUCAAUUAUAUUCUAAAGGAACAAUUAUUUCUAAGAUUGGAUAUAAUAUUAUUGAUUAUUCAUUAGAGUCUUUAAACCAAACACAACUAUUUAAUGCUUUAGAAAAUCUUACAGAAGUAUUUUCUUCAUUGAACCCAUCAAGUUUUAUAUUAAUUCCAACAAUCCUUAAAUCAAUUCAAAAAUUAGAAAAAUUACCAAAUGUUGAUAUUCUUCCUGAAUAUGAUAAUACUUUUAUUCCAUAUGACAAAAGACUCGAAUAUCCUUCAUUAAAUUGUGGGUUAAAAGUUAUUACUUUAUUACAUUCUAUUCAGUCUCUAAAAGAUUUUGAUGAAACUGCUUUAGAAAUAAAACAAAAAAAGGAAAAUCAAACAGAAAUAAAUUUCUCUAAACCAGCACAUAAAAUUUAUAUUGAGUUAGUUAAAUGUUAUAAACAUUUGAUUAACAUUUUAUUAUCAACAUUUUGUCAUACAUCAAUAGUUUGGGGCAUUACAAAAUGUAUCAUAGAAAUUGGUGAAUAUAUUAAAAUAAAUUCUGAUGAAAAUAAUGGAGAAUUAACUACGUUUAUGUUAGAAGAAUUAAUUGAUCUUAUUAUUGGUGAUUUCCAAGACUUAGAAAGUAGUAAAGUUAAAAACAUAGAAAUGUGUAUUAAUUAUUUGGCUAAAAUGAAUGAAAAAUUACCUGAUGAAACUAUUGAAUAUAUUAUAGAUACCUUAUGUAAAUUAACAUAUACAACAAAAGAAAAAAGUCAACGAGGAAGUAUUGUUAAUGGAAUAGGAAGUUUUUGGUUAAAUUGUCGAAACCUUAUUGAAAGAAUUAGUGAAACAACCGUUAAAGAAUGUUUUACUAUAUUCCAAAAGAAUAAUAAUAAUGAAAAAAAGGUUAAUGAUGAUAGUGAUGAUAAGAUAGAUGAUGUUUUUGAAGGGAAAGUAAUUAUUGAGAAUCUUAUGCAUUCAGUACAUGAAUUUGAGAGUGGAGAAGAUUAUAUUAAAGAUGAAGAAAAUGGAAUUAAUUUUGUAAUGAAUGACAGAAUUUAUUGUGUUUAUUAUAAUGAAAAUAAAGAAGAAGUUAAUAUUAUUGUUAGGGAUCUUGUUGGAAAAUGGGGAUGGAGAUUAAAAGAAAUAAGAAAUCAAAAUGAUAUUAAAGAAUGGAAAGAAAUAGAAAAAGAAAAGAAAGAAAACAAAAUUGAACUUAUUUCACCUCGUCAAUGCUUAAUUAAAAGUAAAGAAGAAAUUGUAAAAAAUAAACUUGAUGAGUUAGUUGAAGAAAUGGAACAAGAAAAUAAAGAGUUAUUUGAAGUUGAAAACAAAGAAGGAUUUAAUAAUAAUAUAAUUAUGAAAGAAAUAGAAGAUAUGAAAGAAGAAUUUGAAGUAAUGAAAAAGAAUAUCCUUUUAAAUACUAAAGAUGAAAUUAAAAAGGAAAGAAGAAAAGAAAUAAUACAAAACCAAAUCAUUAAAAAAGAUGAUGCAAAAAAUAAAAGAAUUACUGAAAUUAUUAAGACUAUUAUUUGGUUAACUAACUGUAAGCCAAAUGAAAAAGUCCCAUUAAAAAUACUUAGUUGUAAAGAAACAUAUAAACUAUGGAAAAAUAAAUUAGAUCAAGCAAGACCCAAAGAAACACAUAAAUUAGGAAUUGUUUAUGUUGGUAUUGGCCAAUUUAAAGAAGAAGAAGUUCUUGGAAAUACUAAAGGUUCAGAAGGAUAUAAUGAAUUUAUUAAACAAUUAGGUGAAGAAAUUAAUCUUAAAGGAUGGAAUAAAUAUUGUGGAAAAUUAGAUACUAAAUUUGAAAGUGAUGGGGAUAAAGCAUUGUAUUAUUGUGAUGAACGAGUUGAAAUUAUUUAUCAUGAAGUUGUUAAAAUACCAAUUAAGAAAGGAGAAUUAAUUUAUCAACAAAAGAAAAGACAUGUAGGAAAUGACCGAGUUCAUAUUAUUUAUUGUGAGUCUAAAUAUUAUAACCCAUUAACAAUUACAAGUCAAUUUAAUAAUGCUCAUAUUAUAGUUUAUCCAAUUAAUAAUAUGUAUAGAAUUCAAGUUUAUUAUAAAGCAGGUGGAAGUUGGGGACCAUUACAAAAUGAAAUGAUUGUCUCUAUUGACCAAAUUGGAACACUUGUUAGAGAAACAGCAAUUUAUUUAGACAAAGCUUCAUUAAGUAGAUUUACUACAGAUAAAUUAAUGAAUCAAUACAUCUCUCGUCAAUUAAUUAUUGAAAGAAUUACUAAAUUAGCAGAACCCAAUGAAAUUGAUUUAUUACAUCUUGUUAACAGAAUUAAAGAAAUAUCAUCAUCACUUUAA
Molecule: messenger RNA, 4173 nt
Organism: Entamoeba histolytica HM-1:IMSS
Lineage: Eukaryota; Evosea; Mastigamoebida; Endamoebidae
Product: Rap/Ran GTPase-activating protein, putative
Exons: 1
Coding region: 1-4173 (1390 amino acids)
Biological process (GO): regulation of small GTPase mediated signal transduction; positive regulation of GTPase activity
Cellular component (GO): cytoplasm; nucleus
Molecular function (GO): GTPase activator activity
Source: RefSeq, a predicted model, not a curated record